AAUGAACCGGAAAUGUCGUAUUACAGGAAGUGCACGUAUGUGUCGACGGUAAUUUUUCACCCCCAUUCUUGAAAUAUCUGACCCAAAAUAUCGGUCCAACUUUUUGAAUGAACGACAAACGGUUGUUUAACUUACUGAAAUGCCACUCCAGUUUACCUACAGCCACAAAGACUUUGUCGUCAAUGUACGGUGGAAAACAGAAUGGACUGACCGGCAGGAGAAAGGACUCUUCCGCUACACUUUGGGUGAUUUGCAGACUCGCAUCCUCCCGGGACCACAUUAUUUUGUUGCUCAGUUAAACGAAAAGAGAGGUAUUGAGAGGAGGAAACCUCAGGCGGUCUGCAGCAUCCGGCAACAGUUCGAUGGCAAACUGUUUAAUUUCAACAAGAUCAAACCAGAUGAAGUCAUAUUGGAGAUGUUGAAGAGUGAUGAAGGAGGCUCGGAGGACAACAGGGAAACUGCGCCUUGCAAGAUGGUUGUCCUGGUCAAUGUCAGCCCCCUGGAGUUUGGACAUAGUCUGUUUGUUCCCGAUCCAUCACUGUGUCUUCCCCAGGUUCUGACUCGGUUCGCCAUCCAAAGUGGAAUUGAAUCAGUACUGAUGAGCUCCGACCCGGGCUUCCGCAUGGGCUUCAAUAGUCUCGGAGCGUUUGCGUCUGUCAAUCACUUACACCUUCAUGGAUAUUAUCUGGACCAUGAGCUUUACGUCGAGACCGUGCCUGUUACGCCACUCCUUCCUCACAUUGGCUUUUACAGUCUGUCAGAAUUUCCCGCUGGCUUCAUGUUCUACACGGAGUCUGGAGGUUUGGAUGAGGUCGCCAAAGCCGUCUGUCAAGUCACUGACUUCCUUGUGGAUGCGGAUGUGUGUCACAAUCUUUUUCUGACCCGGGGUUGUCCUCCUUAUAGUCCUGAGCAAGGUCACGUGGAUCGCAGCUUGAGAAGUGGCGUGCGCAUCAUUGUGUGGCCCAAGAAAGCUUGCUUCGGUGCGAAAGAGGAAAGUGCUUUCAACGUUGCUCUUUGUGAGUUGGCAGGACAUUUGCCCUUUAAAAACAUGGAGGAAUAUCAGCGCGCUACUGAGGACGGUGUUCUGGAUAUAAUUCAGAAGUUUCUCCCUCCCAAAGAAGAGUUUCUAAAGUUGGAACAGCAACUUAUCCAGCAUUUAAGAGACAAAUAAUGAGACAAGACGUUCGUUGUUGGACUGUUUCAUGU
Molecule: messenger RNA, 1206 nt
Organism: Synchiropus splendidus (mandarinfish)
Lineage: Eukaryota; Metazoa; Chordata; Actinopteri; Syngnathiformes; Callionymidae
Gene: gdpgp1
Product: GDP-D-glucose phosphorylase 1
Exons: 3
Coding region: 140-1171 (343 amino acids)
Biological process (GO): glucose metabolic process
Cellular component (GO): cytoplasm
Molecular function (GO): GDP-D-glucose phosphorylase activity
Source: RefSeq, a predicted model, not a curated record